CAGGGUGAUAGCGGGGACAGGGCUAACGGAAGAAUUCAGGACAGGGAAAGGAGUCAGGCAAGGAUGCCCUCUAAGCCCAAUCCUGUUUAAUAUAUUCAUACAGGAUCUGGUAGAGAGCUUAGAAGGGAAAAUGGAAGGAGGUACGCCAAUAGGACCGGGGGCAUGAGUAAAAGUAUAUGCACUGAUGUACGCAGAUGACGCGGCAAUAGUAGCGGAAGAAGGAGCGGAACUAGGAAAAAUGCUGAAAACACUGGAGAGAUGGGCGGACAGAAACAACAUGGAGCCGAGCAAGCGAUUCCUCAUCAUCCCAGUGGUUCUGAGGGCAUUAUUUAUUCCUCUGUUUUUACUCUGCAAUUACCACGUUGGUGAUGAUCUCUCUGUGAGGGCUUUGCCUGUGCUGAUAGACAAUGACUGGAUCUACCUGGCAAUUGGGAUCAUCAUGGGUCUCAGCAGUGGAUACUUCUCCUCUCUCGGAAUGAUGUAUUGCCCCACGGAAGUGGAUCCACGUCACUCAUCGACAGCAGGAAUGUUCGCUGCUGCUGCCCUCAUCACCGGCAUCUUCUUCGGGGUUCUGUCUUCCAAUGUAAUGCCCCUCAUCGUUAAUAAUAUCUCCUGGUAGAUGGAACAGUUCUCAUGAUAAGACGAGAAUUAUUUAUAGCUCGUAAUGAAUUUUUCCCCCCGCGUUGAGAAUUGAAUAGAAAUCAUUGAUACAUGGUAGAGAUUAUUUAUCUCGAUCGAGAAAUCCGUUUUACUAUUGAGGAUUUAUUAAUCUGCACACGUGACCAUCAACCGAUGAAUUUGUAAAAAUCAUUCUGUUAGAAAAAGGUGGGGUGAGAUAAUUUUAGGUUCGUAAAUAUUUAUUUAUCUCGAAAACUAUUGAUUUGAGGAAGAAAAGUCAAAAGAGUUUUUUUAUCGGCAAUUUGAAUAGCUGGAGAAAAGUGUUAUGAGGUUUUUUUUUUAAAUUGAUAGUUUGCGGGAUAAAUGAGUAAUUGAAGAGCGGAAUUUAAAUAAAAUUGUAAAUUCGAUUUAUCUCACUUUUGACGAGUGCAUCAGCAUCGGCUUUGCUCAGUAGUUAUUAUACGCCAUGUUUUUCUACCAAUUUUGCCUUUGAAUACCGUAUUUUUCGAAUGGCAGGGAUUGCCUGCCAUUUUACAUGCGGUAUUGCCCACCCGUUCCAACG
Molecule: messenger RNA, 1180 nt
Organism: Fopius arisanus
Lineage: Eukaryota; Metazoa; Arthropoda; Insecta; Hymenoptera; Braconidae
Product: equilibrative nucleoside transporter 2
Exons: 3
Coding region: 185-619 (144 amino acids)
Biological process (GO): nucleoside transmembrane transport
Cellular component (GO): plasma membrane
Molecular function (GO): nucleoside transmembrane transporter activity
Source: RefSeq, a predicted model, not a curated record